AUGGCUUCCCGGCAAGUAUUGCUCUUGGCUGCUGCCGCCAUCACCGUCGCCUUUCUCUCCGUGCCUGCCUCCGCCGUGGUAUACAUGGUCGGCGACGAAGCAGGCUGGACCCUCGACUACCCUGCAACUUGGACCGACGGCAAAACUUUCAGAGUUGGCGACACCCUCAUGUUCAUGUACCCUGUUGGUAGUCACACGGUACUGGAGGUGCGCGCCGACGACUACAAGGCAUGCAAUGUAGGCCACCCAAUCAACUCAUGGAGCUCUGGUAGUGAUUCCGUCAUGCUUGACAAGGCGGGAAGUAGGUGGUUCGUUUGCAGCUUGCCCGACCAUUGCGGUCUAGGCAUGCAACUCACCAUCAACGUUGUCGGCUGA
Messenger RNA from Lolium perenne, 375 nucleotides. Its product is annotated as blue copper protein-like. Gene Ontology annotation, cellular component: plasma membrane. Gene Ontology annotation, molecular function: electron transfer activity. Lineage: Eukaryota; Viridiplantae; Streptophyta; Magnoliopsida; Poales; Poaceae. The record is from RefSeq and is a predicted model, not a curated record.